Oreochromis aureus is the source of this 1507-nucleotide messenger RNA. RefSeq lists its product as uncharacterized. The record is from RefSeq and is a predicted model, not a curated record. The transcript has 4 exons. The coding region runs from base 99 to 857 and encodes 252 amino acids. NCBI's taxonomy places the organism in Eukaryota, Metazoa, Chordata, Actinopteri, Cichliformes, Cichlidae.
UACUCUGGCGCCUCCUAUCGGCGAACUGCGCAGCUUCAUUUGGUCAGCUGUGUGCCGCGCGCGGCUGGUGUGCCCGACACAGUGGUGCAGGUGAAGCGAUGCCUCAGGCUGGUAUGAACUUUGAGCCUAAAAGAAGGGGAACCUAUCACAACAGCCGUAAAACCAAUGAUCUGAUCAACAACACAGGUUUGGUUAAUGGAGCAGUUGUUUACAAUGGAUGCUCAGCUUCUGCCAGCAGAAUCAGUAGGAGCACGCCAGCUGGCACACAGCAUGGUCCUAAACCCACAUACAGGAUUAACGGUUAUAUUAACCAUGGCUACAAAGGCAAGAGUACAAAAGCAGCACCCCCAGGGACCAUCAAGAAACAAGGAUGCAAAAUUUCAGCUCUCUGUGAUUCCCCAGCAUCUGAUGGAAACAGCAGUGAAGAUCUCAUGAGUGGUAACUCAGCCAAAGUUAGUGCUCCGCCCAGUAAUAUUAACCAAAAGGUACCAGAUCCCAGCCUGUCAGCGUCAGGGAAGAACAAAAGGUGGAGGAGAUCUAGACACAAGAAGAGAGACAAAGAAGUCGUCUACCCGGAAAAUCUUGCACCCGCACCCACAGAAGCGGAGGAAGACUGGGAAAAGGAGAUCCAGGAGGGCACGCGCUCUGACCGGGAAAACAUGUGUUUUGGGGCCAGACCUUAUGGUCCAGAAGACGUCGUCCAUUUUGCUUUGCAGGACCUGACACUAAAGCAAAGGGACACAGCGGCCCUGCCGGUGUCAGUUGGUUACAGCCCAGCGGUGCACCACCCACACCCCCUGACAUGGUCCCGUUACAGCAUUCCCACUGAGCCAGACCAAUUCGCAGAUGCUGACUAGUAAGCUGGGCGUAUGCCUGUAUGUUAGAAUAAUGGUUGAUAUAAGAAUUAACAACAUCUGUUUCUAAAAAUUUGUUUCAUUCUUAUUUGGUUUAGUGGAAAACAUUAAAUUUAACUUUAUAGGUAAAAGAUUGUGGGGUGGAGUCUAGGUUACCAUCUGGUUGUUUUUUAUUGUAGGUUCUAUUUUAUAUUUAAAAUUCAGGUUUUAUAUUUGUUUUAUAUUACAACGAAAUACUUUGAAUUUUGUGAUCUUAAAGGUUGGUUUUAUUUUAACUACUACUUUUAGUUUCACUGCUGCAGUUAGUGCUGUUCCUUACACAGGUCAUGGAUUUCCUGUUUCGUUUUCAUCUUAUAUUUCCAUUCUUUUUCUUGUCUGUGCUAAAAGAGCAAAAAUACUAGUUUUAACUGUUUCUUUGUGUUUUAAAAUGCCUGAAAUUGAUACCAUGUUGCUCAUUUGAGCUGAAAGAUCUGUUUAAUCUGUUUAUAAACACCACCUGUUCACAGCAAGUACAUGAAGUAACUAUUUUAAUUUGACACUCAUGGGAUAGUCGAUUUAACCAAGAAAGUAUGGUUUGAUUAUGUAAUAACAAAGUGAUUUUUCUGGUUGUUCAUAUCAUUUUUAUUACCAUAAUAAAUCACAUUUUCUUCUAA